This is a messenger RNA of Phycomyces blakesleeanus NRRL 1555(-), 1005 nucleotides long. RefSeq lists its product as hypothetical. The record is from RefSeq and is a predicted model, not a curated record. The transcript is spliced from 9 exons. Lineage: Eukaryota; Fungi; Mucoromycota; Mucoromycetes; Mucorales; Phycomycetaceae. Gene Ontology annotation, molecular function: protein serine/threonine kinase activator activity. The coding region runs from base 1 to 1005 and encodes 334 amino acids. Gene Ontology annotation, biological process: intracellular signal transduction.
AUGAAUUUCAAUAUCUUUAAAACCAAGCAAAAGACACCUCAUGAUCUCGUGCGGUACGUCAAGGACGCGAUUCACAGACUCGAUGGCUCAGACAGACGCAAGGCAACCGAAGACAUUUCAAAAUACCUUGUUUCAAUGAAGAACAUUCUCUACGGUGAAGACGAUAGUGAACCCAGUCCAGAUAGUGUUUCUCAGUUGGCUCAAGAGGUCUACAGUAAUGACCUCUUGCAGUUACUGGUUCUUAAUAUUCACAGAUUUGAGUUUGAGGCAAAAAAAGACGUUGCACAGAUAUUCAACAAUCUCUUGAGACGAGUAAUUGGAACCAGAUGUCCAACAGUAGAAUACCUGUGUACACGUGAAGAGGUGCUUUUCACACUUCUCAAGGGGUAUGAACAGCCAGAAGUUGCUUUGAAUUGUGGUUUGAUUCUGCGAGAAUGCCUUCGACACGAGCCACUGGCCAAGAUCAUCCUGUACUCCCCACGGUUCUACCUUUUCUUUGAUUAUGUGGAAAUGAGUACUUUUGAUAUCGCAUCAGAUGCAUUUGCGUCAUUUAAAGAGAUUAUGACCAAGCACAAGCAAAUGGUGGCAGAUUUCCUUGACACUCAUUAUGAAGAGUUCUUUGAGCAUUACAAGAGACUGUUAUUAUCUUCAAAUUAUGUUACAAAGCGACAAUCAUUAAAGUUGCUGGGAGAGAUUUUGUUGGAUAGAUCAAACUUUAGUGUGAUGACAAGAUACAUCAGUAGUGCAGACAACCUCAAGUUAAUGAUGAAUCUGUUACGAGACCGCAGUCGAAACAUUCAAUUUGAAGCGUUUCAUGUUUUCAAGGUGUUUGUGGCCAAUCCUAAUAAGAAUAAACCAAUCUUGGAUAUUCUGGUCAAGAAUCAAGAUAAACUCAUUGUCUUUUUGAGUAAUUUCCACAACGAUAGACAAGAUGAUGAACAAUUCAAUGAUGAAAAGGCAUUUUUGGUCAAACAGAUUCAAGAGCUAAAACCUGCUCAGGAGUAA